AUGUCUGCUUGGCUUGUCUACCCUCACGGCAUCCACGGUGCAGAUACGGAGACUCUUGCUGGCCUAGUGAGCAGAAAUGGCAGGCCUUCAACGACAGCAUCUCAGGCCGUCUCUCAGGCAAAGCAGGAAUGGGACAAUAGCUUCUGGAGAACAAAUCAAUCUGGGGCGUAUACCGCGAUUGUAUGGGAGCUCGGGAACCAGCAGUGCUUCAUCAAUUCGUCAGUGACUGCACUCUGCCAGCCAGGCCUUGUUCCACAUUACUCUGUGGCGGCAAAAUCUGUGGCAGACAUCGAGGCUGCGGUUAAAUUCGCCAGCGACAAGAAUCUCUACCUUGUGGUGAAGAAUACGGGUCAUGAUCAUCUCGGACGAUCAAGUGGUCGGGGUUCUUUCUCCAUCUGGACUCAUAACCUAAAGGGAAGACAGUGGACAGAGGACUUUGUGGUCGAGGGAGCGCCCGCGGGGAGUCAAGGUGUUCCGGCUGUCACACUGCAAGCAGGGGAGCAGUGGCUAGACGUGUAUAGGGCUGCUUCUGAACAGCGUGUCAUCGUCGUUGGUGGUCACGCUAGAACUGUUGGAGCUGCUGGAGGAUGGUUGACUGGUGGCGGCCACUCAGUCUGGUCCAAUCUAUAUGGUCUGGGUGUUGACAAUGUAUUGGAGGUCAAGCUGGUCAACUCACAGGGGAAACAUGUGACCGUCAAUCAGUAUACUGACCCAGAGUACUUCUAUGCCUUGCGAGGUGGAGGAGGAAGCACAUGGGGUGUCAUCACCUCGGUGACUUAUCGAACUCACCCCGAACCUGCACAUAUUCAGGUGGCGGCUGUCCAGAUCAAUGCCACUGCCCAUUCAAGCCUUCGUCCAGUCCUAGAAGGUUCCCUGGGUGCAUUGGUCAAUAUGACGGACGCCGGAUAUACGGGGUACGGGUACCUCAGUAACGGCUUUUCUGGCCUUUUCAUUCGACCUGGCGGAACCGAAGCAGAAUUGACCUUGGGUUCUGCCGCUUUCCGACACCUGAGCCGUAUCAAUGGAACCAACCUUGCCAUGUUCAAUUUCACUUUUCCUCGAUGGAUCGAUUACUGCAACGCAUUCCUCCAGGAUCCAAACAUCGCCCUGAACGUCAUGGAUUCGUCUCGACUUCUGACUUCGGAUAUGGCGUUCAACAAGGCAGGUGAAAUUGUCGACAUGAUGUUGGAAUUCGGCCCGGAGCACUAUCCUUCAUUCAAUUUUAUCGGACACGUUCACUCGGCAAUGCGCGAAAACACUUCCGUCCAUCCAUCGUGGCGGGACGGCCGAGCGGUAAUGAGCUUUGGCACUAACUGGGAAGACGAUGCCCCGGAAGCCAAAAAGCACCAGAAGAGGCUCGAGCUUGUCGAGAUGAGUAGGCGGUGGGCGCAGAUUGCGGGACCAGAUGCCGGGACUUAUAUGAACGAAGCCAAUCCCUUUGAGCCGAACUGGGAAAGGGUCUUCUGGGGAUCCAACUACGAACGUUUGCUGAAGAUCAAAAAAGCCAGGGAUCCCACGAACCUUUUUGCCUGCAAUCGAUGUGUAGGUUCCGAGAUUGUGUAUGAACCAUGA
This is a messenger RNA of Fonsecaea erecta, 1572 nucleotides long. RefSeq lists its product as hypothetical. NCBI's taxonomy places the organism in Eukaryota, Fungi, Ascomycota, Eurotiomycetes, Chaetothyriales, Herpotrichiellaceae. The record is from RefSeq and is a predicted model, not a curated record. Gene Ontology annotation, molecular function: oxidoreductase activity; FAD binding. The transcript is spliced from 9 exons. Bases 1 to 1572 code for a protein of 523 amino acids.